Messenger RNA from Pelobates cultripes (western spadefoot toad), 453 nucleotides. Lineage: Eukaryota; Metazoa; Chordata; Amphibia; Anura; Pelobatidae. The record is from the annotation of a GenBank genome assembly.
AUGCAGCGUCUGGAUGCACUGUUCAACGACUUCUGGGAGAAGCUCCAGCGGCGCGCACAGCGCACCAAGACAAAACGACAGGACCCCAUGGACCCAAGAGAGGGGAGCUAUGGGCGGCCGGGCAAGAGGGGAAUUCCCUUGGGCGCAACACGAGACCAAAAGCUGACACUCACCCACCCCGGCCCACCCAGGCUGCAGGCCAAGAGGGCCUUGACCCGAAGGCGUCGGCCACAUAGGCGGAAACGCAAGCGGCAAUCAACAUACAGACCUCCCGCCACCCCCAUGAGGGGGAGACACUCGGGCAACGUGUGCCACCGAGUCUCAGGCCAGAAGACGCAGGCCUGCACACCAGCUUGGGGCAAGAGGGACACCCCCACCACCGGCCGAGCAUCAGCACCUCCUCUGGACCAACCGGAGAGCCUCAGCCGCAUUCCCACAGAAGGAAUAGGAUAA